AUGCCAACAGCUGACGAAUUGAAGGUGCAAGGAAACAAAGCUUUCGCAAAUAAAGAGUUCAAAAAGGCAGCAAAAAUAUAUAGGGAUGCCAUUAAAUUAGAUUCAACAAAUCCUGUCUUAUACUCUAAUCGGGCACUUUGUUUCAUCAAAGAACAAGAUUGGGAUCGAGCUUUAAGAGAUUGUAAAGAUGGGUUAUCGCAUAAUCCUAACCUUAAUACUAGAGUCAAACUAAUUUAUAGACAAGGGAUCGUCCUUAAGAAUCUCAGCGAUACACCUAAUGCCUUUAAAUGCUUUAGUGAGGUGGUGAAUCUUGAUCCACAGAAUACAGCUGCUAUAGAUGAAUUGAAAACCAUCGAAAAUUCUCCCAAUAAAAAGUUGAAAUUACAGUCGGGUUCGUCUAUUGCAAUACCAAUCAAAGAAGUUAAUAACCUACCGGAAGAAUUUCUGGUAUUGUUAAAUGCAAAAGCUGAAAGACGUAAUGAAUUAAUUCCCCCUAAACCUACAGAACGAUUGAAUAACGAAAUUAACGAAUUAUUUGGUCAUAAGCCAAUAGUAAAUAAUAAUUCUGAGAAGUCAAAUCCUAAAUUGUCUAAUUCCUCUUCUUUUUCGGACAUGCCAACCAUGCAAGUUUUGUCAAUGUUGAAUACAUUACCUAAAAACCAGAAAAUCGGUGCAUAUAAAUAUAUCACCACCUUAACUCCUGAAUAUUAUAACGAUGUCUUUGAAUCUACUGGAAUCGAUUCGGAAUUCUUAAUAUUCUUUAUAGAAGCAGCAGCCUAUGUUUCGACUCAUAAUGCUAUAAAUAAGUGGGAAACAACAAUCUAUGAUUUAAUAUCAACAUUUUCAAAAUUACGUCGAUACCAAUUGUCUUUGCUGUUUUGUAAUACGAAUCAUAUUGAUGAAAUAAUUAAUAAUGUGAAUAAAUUAGGUGAUAAUACGCUAUUAGAAACCUACAAAUCGCUAUUAGUGAUUUAA
Messenger RNA from Debaryomyces fabryi, 975 nucleotides. RefSeq lists its product as uncharacterized. The transcript has a single exon. Bases 1 to 975 code for a protein of 324 amino acids. Gene Ontology annotation, molecular function: protein binding. The record is from RefSeq and is a predicted model, not a curated record. NCBI's taxonomy places the organism in Eukaryota, Fungi, Ascomycota, Pichiomycetes, Serinales, Debaryomycetaceae.